AUGGCCAAAAUCGACCUUCGCAACCCCGGACGCCCGAUCCACGCCGGCAUCAUCUUGAUGGGCGGAGUCACCGAGAUUCUCGACACGGCACCCAUUGACCUCCUGCACGGUCUGACCAAGUCCUUCAUGGAACAAUUGCCUCUUCCAGACGAGUUGAAGAAGCAGGCCAUUGAUGUCGACUUCCACUGGGUGAACGAGAAAGGAACGCCAGCGUCAAUGACGUCUGGAAUCACUCUGCAGACUACAGACUCCUUCGAAACUUGUCCACCCCUCGACAUCGUCCUCAUGGGGGCCCACUGGGGCCACACGCCCAACGAAACCGAGCUUGCAUUCGUCCGCAAAUCUUACCAAGACUGCUCCGCCUACCUCUCCAUCUGUGGAGGUAUGAUGGUGCCCCUAAUGGCCGGCACUCUCAAGGGCAAGACUUGCACCGGCCCACUGCCUGUACUGGCGCAAGUCAAGAACGACAACCCGGAGGUCAAUUGGGUCGAGAAGAGGUAUGUGAUGGAUAGCGAUGGCAAGACGUGGACGAGCGGCGCUUUGUUGAAUGGAUUGGAUUUGAUGAAGGCUUUUGUGGAGCACACGUGGGGUGGGCCGGGCUCGUUAGCUGAGCAGGUGAUUGGCAUUGGGGGAUGGCCUGUUAGGAGUGUUGAGUAUCGCGGUGGGCAGUAG
This is a messenger RNA of Zasmidium cellare ATCC 36951, 672 nucleotides long. RefSeq lists its product as uncharacterized. The transcript has 3 exons. The record is from RefSeq and is a predicted model, not a curated record. NCBI's taxonomy places the organism in Eukaryota, Fungi, Ascomycota, Dothideomycetes, Mycosphaerellales, Mycosphaerellaceae. The coding region runs from base 1 to 672 and encodes 223 amino acids.